AUGCCCGUACCACUAGACGUCGAUCAUGACGUAUCAGAAAGGUGGGCUGGAUGCGAAACCUGUCACGCCAUCUGGCAACGGCUCACCAGCGAACAGCCAGUAGUUGGUAAUGUCAGCCUCGGGUCAUUCGGUAAAGCACUAUCCACUCCCUGCCAUCGCCACAAACCCCUGAUCCAAGCAUUCUAUGAGUACACCGGAUAUAAAGACGAGGAGGGCUACGACGUAUCCACUUCCAAGGAUGUGGGGUUCUGGCCUGGUGGUGAAGGGCACCAUGUCCAUGUAACUGAGUCUGUGUCUUCUUACGGCUUCUGCUGGAGUGUUGCUCUGGUCAACAACAACUCUUUGCCAAACCACCCUGGUACCGUUCGCGUUUUAGACCCGGAUUGGGCGGAUUUGGACGUUUUAGCUACGUGGAAGCAUGCGUGUAUCUCGUCCCAUGGUGCUGCUUGCCAUAACCCUCUGAGGAUCUGGCAUGCAAGACCAGCUUGGUUGAUCGACGUUGAAAGAGAAUGCCUCGUUCCAGGGAACAUCGAGGGUAACUACGUGGCUUUGAGCUACACAUACGGCGAUCAAAUUGGACGCUUGAUCGAUGUUGCCGUGCGAGAAAGGCUUCAAGUCCCCCCUGCAUUGAAGGAUCCUAGCCUUUCAGAAUACAUCCCGGCGAUUUUACGCAAAGCAAUCUAUUUGACCUCGGCGAUUGGAGAGCGGUACCUUUGGGUCGAUGCAAUUUGCAUUUGUCAUGAAAAUCAAAAGUCAACUAUUAACCAGUUGCGACUUAUGGGAGCCAUCUAUGCAAAUGCAAUUGUCACCAUUGUAGCGACUGAUGGUGAUAUAUUGACGGGCUUGGCGGGCCUCAAGGGCGUCUCAGAGCCUCGCCAGUUGGAGCAGAAAGUCAUCCCUUUUGGAGAUGAAAAACUACUUUUUCGAGAUAACCUUAGCUUCGAAAUGGAAGCCUGGAGGCCGUACUAUGAACGAGGCUGGAUCUUCCAGGAGCUCAGACUAUCUGCUAGGAAGAAUAUCUUCCAGGGAAGUAAAAUCCACUGGAAAUGUCAAUGUACUACCUGGUUCGAGGAAUCCACGCCAAGUAUCAAAGCGGAACUGAGAUCCGACUUGAACAAUCAGUUUAAGGUUCUCUUGGCUGGAUUCUUCGAUUGGGGGACCUUCAAUUUGCUCGUGUCAACGUACAACGACCUAGUGCUUAGGUACGAUGAGGACGCCCUACCAGCUAUCUCGGGAUAUCUGUCCAUCUUGAGUCGUGUCUUCAAGGGCGGCUUCUUAUAUGGAAUACCAGAAUUGAUGUUCGAGCGUGGGCUCGGUUGGAAGCCAACUUUCCCCACUUGCAAUCUGAAAAGACGUAUUCGCUCUUCUAGGUCACAUGAUAGUCAGUUAACACCUUCUGGUCUCCCUUCCUGGUCAUGGAUCGGAUGGGAAGGGAUAGUGCACUCAGGCUAUAACGAAGCCACGCGAGUUGGAAUAAGAGGCACGAUUGAGGAGAGUACACCCAUCACCGAAUGGUACACAAGCCACUCUCCACACGACCCAACUGAGAGGUGGCGAAGAAUUAAAAGGUCAUGGUAUGAGAACAGGGAUGGCUAUAAGGACUUUACAAAACCUUUGCCUCCUGGGUGGAUACGUCACAAUGCUCCCGACAAAGCACCUGGAGACAAUGGACCUCAUCUAUACCCCGACGGGUGCGACAAGCAUGUUUUUCAACAUAAGUCAAUGCCUCAUGACGAAAUCUCGACUACAUCUUCAAGGAAUUGGUAUUAUCCGUUUCCGGUACUCGAGGUAGAUGAGUCAACACAGCCUGAUAUGCCUGAGCAAACAGAGUAUCUCUUUUGCAAGACAGAUAAAGCCCAUCUCCUAGGAUUCCAGAAGGAUGAUGAAGGGAACGACGUAAUUCUCUACAACAUUCACAACGAAAAUGUUGGAUUCUUAAACUUGGUGAACGAAGAGUUUCUAAGCCGCUUUCCUAGGCUCCAGACAGAAGACAAAACCAGCGCAGGCUUGCUUGUCGAGUUGGUGGCGGUUUGCAAAGUCAGGAGCUAUUCUAAGACCUGGAAUGAAUGGGAGAAGGUUUAUGAUAAUCCUGUGUCGAUUGAGGACACAUAUCUCGUGCUUUGGGUUGAAUGGGAAGAUGGAAUUGCGUAUCGCCUUGCAAGCGGGCAUGUAAAUGUCGAGGAGUGGGACAAGCUGGAUUUAGAGACAAUAUCGUUAGUACUAGGGUAG
Fusarium sp. VM40 is the source of this 2229-nucleotide messenger RNA. The record is from the annotation of a GenBank genome assembly. NCBI's taxonomy places the organism in Eukaryota, Fungi, Ascomycota, Sordariomycetes, Hypocreales, Nectriaceae.